AUGGCACCUCCAGCUGCAAUCGAGGUUUUGGGUGACUCGGAUACCACCGGAAUUACCAUUCCCGAUCCUCUUGCGGUACCGAUUCGCACCAAUGAUAUCCUGGGACGUCGAAGGAAGACGGAGAGUCGUCAAUGGGGAACUGCAGCUCCAUGCGAUACAGCAAGCUUCAGGUUGAAAAGUUAUGCGGGUAAACCAAAGGCCAAAAGAUGGGACCACAUUCUCACCGAAGAAGCAAAAUCACGCAAGGGAAGCUCGCUCAAAGGAGCCGCCAAAUACCUGUCCAAACCUGGACUGAUCUCCCUGGGUGGAGGCAUACCGUCGAGCGAGUACUUUCCAUUCGAGGAACUCUCCGUCAAGGUCCCCGCCAGAGGUCACUUCUCCGAAGAGGAAACGCGAAAGACCGGAGUGACACUCACAGCAGGAAAACACGAUCUAGCAAACGGCAAAUCCAUCUUUGACAUAUCCACAGCUUUCAACUAUGGCCAGGGCGCCGGCUCAGCCCAACUCCUACGAUGGUUGACCGAGCACACCGAACUCGUACACGAUCUCCAGUACGAGGACUGGGCCUGCACCAUGAACGUUGGCAGUACCUCUGGCCUUGAAGCUGCAUUCCGCAUGUUCACGCGUCCCGGUGAUAUGAUUCUAUCCGAAAUCUACACCUUCGCCGCUGCCGUCGAUUGUGCGACUCCCCUAGGGCUCCGCGUCGCCGGCAUUCCCAUGGACGACGAAGGCCCUCUUCCAGAAGCCAUGGACGACAUCCUCGCCAACUGGGACACAUCAGCGAGGGGCGCCCGCAAACCACGACUCUUCUACACCGUCCCAACAGGCCAGAACCCCACAGGUUGCACACAACCAGCCUCCCGCCGCAAAGCGCUCUACAAAGUCUGCCAGAAACACGACAUCUACAUCAUCGAAGACGAACCAUACUACUUCCUCCAAAUGCAGCCGUACACGGGCCAAAACAGCCCAGACGUCCCACCCCCAGCCUCGCACGAAGAAUUCCUCAAAUCCCUCGUGCCAGGGUACCUCUCCUUCGACACCGACGGCCGCGUCAUGCGCCUCGACUCCUUCUCCAAAGUCCUCAGUCCAGGCUCUCGCACGGGCUGGGUAACAGCAUCCCAGCAAAUCGUCACCGCGUACGCAAAAGCCGCAGACCUCUCCACGCAGAACCCCUCGGGCAUGUCGCAGCUCGUGCUCUUCAAGCUGCUCGACGAGCACUGGGGCCACGGCGGCUACUUUGACUGGCUGAUCCACAUCCGCAUGUCGUAUACCGCGCGCCGCGACUCCAUCCUCGCCGCUUGCGAGAAACAUCUGCCCCCUGACGUCGUGAGCUGGAAUCCGCCCAUGGCUGGCAUGUUUUCGUGGCUCAAAGUCGAUUUCACGAAACAUCCUGAUUAUCCGGCCGAGUCGAUUGAAGGUAUUCAGGAUAAAAUCUUCCUUGGGAAUGUGGACCAUGGCGUGCUUUUGAUGCCUGGGAGUUGGUUCUAUGCGAAUGCAGAGGACGAGCAUGAUACGCUGUUUUUUAGGGCGACGUAUGCGGCGGCGCCUGCCGAGAAGAUUGAGGAGGCUAUUCGGAGGUUUGGAGAGUCGAUUAGAAAGGAGUUUAAGUUGUAA
This is a messenger RNA of Periconia digitata, 1614 nucleotides long. NCBI's taxonomy places the organism in Eukaryota, Fungi, Ascomycota, Dothideomycetes, Pleosporales, Periconiaceae. The record is from the annotation of a GenBank genome assembly.